GAAGAUUUUUACGCCAUAAUUUUUUUGUCGUAAAAAUAAUAUGAUUGUUCGUUUUAAUGCUCUAUCAAUUUGCUAAGAACUUUUACAAGUAGCAGCGAUGGGUUGGAGUCUACUUCUUUCUGUGCUGUAUGCCGUCCAAGUGGCUACUGGACAGGAGUACCUGCUCCCUGGUGAUGUUCGUCCCACCCACUAUGACAUCAGAGUGGUGUACGAUAUAGAUCCUGCGACCAACUUCAGUUUCUAUGGACUUGUUGAUAUAUCGAUAACUGCUGUCAAGCCUACAUCCAAAAUAAUUCUCCACGCACAAGACUUCACCAUUGCAAAUGAUGACAUUAAGAUCAGCGGUCAAAGUGACUCGCCCCAAGUGUCGAUGAGCAAGUUAAAUGACACAUACAACUUGCUCUCACUCGAGUUGAAUGGAGAACUACGGCAGAAUGAGAAUUACAUAUUAACCAUACCUUUUAGUGGUAAUUUGAAGCCUGGUUUGGAUGGCGUAUAUAUAAGUUCAUAUAUUAAUAAGAAGACUAAAACGAAAGAGUACCUCAUCACAACUCAGUUCGAAGCUAUAGAUGCUCGGAAAGGUUUUCCGUGCUUCGAUGAGCCGAUGUACAAAGCGACGUAUACGAUAACUAUCGGUCACCAUCGGGAUUAUACAGCCGUCUCCAACAUGCCCGUGCGUGCCAGCAGUGAUGAAAAUGAACUAGAAUCAUAUUGGAGAUGGGAAACUAUUGGCACGACAUUUGGCAAAUCGAAGUCCCAAUUCGUAUGGGAUACCUUCGAGAAGUCGGUGCCGAUGUCUACAUAUCUGGUGGCGUUUGUGGUCUCCAAGUUCUCUUACGUGGACAGUCCUCCGAUGCUAUCCACCACGAAGUUUAGGAUCUUUGCUAGAAAGGAUGCUAUAGAUCAAACAGCAUACGCAGCGGAAGUGGGUCCUAAGGUGUUGACAUACUUCGAGAAUUGGUUUAACGUGUCGUUCCCGCUUCCGAAGCAAGACAUGGUCGCCAUCCCUGAUUUUUCUGCUGGUGCUAUGGAAAACUGGGGUCUCAUUACAUACAGAGAAACAGCCCUGCUCUAUGAUAAGCAGGAAUCGUCGUUCUUAAAUAAGGAGAGAGUUGCGGAGGUUAUCGCCCACGAAUUAGCUCACCAAUGGUUUGGAAAUCUCGUCACAAUGAAGUGGUGGUCUGACCUAUGGUUGAACGAAGGAUUUGCAACUUUUAUGGCGUCUAAAGGUGUUGAUGAAGUGGAACCGACCUGGAGAGCUGAUAGAAACUACGCCGUGGAUAAUAUUCUGUCUGUGCUCAACUUGGAUUCUUUGGAGUCAUCUCACCCCGUUUCAGUACCGAUUGACGAUCCUAAACGUAUAUCGGAAGUAUUCGAUGAGAUCUCAUAUCGCAAGGGCUCAACUCUUAUCCGAAUGAUGACUAUGUUCUUAGGCGAAAAUAUUUUUAAACAAGCUCUUCACAACUAUUUAGUUAAAUAUUCGUAUCAGAACGCUGAGCAAGAUGACCUUUGGCGUGAAUUGACUGCGGUGAGUCAAGCUCAUGGUGGACUAGCCCGCAAUGUGUCGGUAAAAGAAGUAAUGGAUACGUGGACCACGCAGACUGGAUAUCCUCUAUUGACUGUCUCCAGGGAUUAUAGCCGUAAUUCACUCACUGUGACACAGAAACGUUAUCUAGCUCUGAGUGCUCGGUCUCCAUCUCCGUCGUCAUGGUGGGUGCCUCUUCGUGUAUUGUGUGCAAGUGAUGACCCGGAAUCAAACGAGCCCAUUGAGUGGCUCGCUGCCAACGAAGGAAUCACCUCCGAACACAAGUUUGAGCACGGUGCCGAUCCUGAUGAGUGGGUGCUGUUCAAUGCUGACAUGAUUGCUCCGUACCGAGUGAACUACGACAAGAACAACUGGCAGCUUCUCGUGACCGCUCUAAAUGACAACCCCAGCGCAGUGCCGGUGCUGGGCCGAGUACAACUACUAUCUGAUGCCUUUGCACUCGCCUGGACCAACAUCUUGGAUUACCACACUGCACUGCAAUUAUCAAACUAUCUGCGAAAAGAAACAGAAUAUCUCCCACUCUCAACUGGAUUAAGAGCACUCAGUAAGAUUGAAAACGUGUUAAAAAGAUCCCCAGACUAUGGUGCCUUCCAGAAAUUUGUUAGGAGGCUGAUCGGUGAAACUUAUCUUAAAGUCGGCGGACUAGCCACUAAGAAGAUACUUAAUGGAGAUGAUUUGAAUAGUGUCAAAUUACAGACGACAACGAGUGCUUGGGCCUGUCGCAUGAAAGUUCCUGGUUGCGAGGAAAAUGCAAUAGAACUUUUCCAAACCUGGAUGGAGACUGAUAAUCCCGAUGAGAACAAUCCCAUCCCGUUGGACCUACGUCGUACUGUAUACUGCGUGGCUGUGUCACGAGGAAGCGUGCUGCAGUGGCGGUUCGUGCUCGCCCGCAAGCAGCGCGCCAAUGUGGCCGUCGCACGCGAUGCUCUGCUGUAUGCGCUCGCCUGCACGCGCGAAGUAUGGAUCCUUACACAAUAUCUAGAGUGGUCGAUAACAGAUGAGUCGGAAGUACGUCGUCAGGAUGCAGCAGCAGUCAUCACUGCAGUGACGCGCUCUACUGUGGGCUAUUACAUCGCCAGAGAUUUCAUAUACAACCGCGUAGAGGACAUCUUCAACGCAUUCAGCGGUCAAGGACGACGUCUUGGCUUCAUCAUCAAGACUCUGUUGGAACAAUUUACAACUCAGAGGGAACUUGACGAGUUCCUAAAAUGGCGCGAGAGCAAUGGAAAAUACCUAGAGGAAGCCAAACUGUCUGUAAAUCAAGCGAUAGAAAAGGCGACAGUGAAUAUCGCGUGGCUGACCAAGAAUAGAAGUUCCGUCGUCGAGAAACUGCGGGAAUUGUCUAAUUUCUCCGUGGAACCACCUGUUUCGCUGUGGCGUGGACGACCUGCCUUGAUAUCAUCGAUAUUCGCAAUACAUAAUAUAUCUAGUGUACUUUAAUUAAAUAAUAUAACUGUGUAAAUUGACUGAGUUCAGAAAAGUAAUAGAAUAUGGGUGUAAUACAUAAUCAAUUAUUUGUAUAUAAAAAUUACAUACGUCAUAUCAUAAAGUAGUAAAUAUUGUUAUUAGAAGAGAAUUUAUGAUUGGUAGGAUUAGGUACAUUAGGCAAAAUCAAA
Molecule: messenger RNA, 3162 nt
Organism: Achroia grisella
Lineage: Eukaryota; Metazoa; Arthropoda; Insecta; Lepidoptera; Pyralidae
Product: aminopeptidase N-like
Exons: 19
Coding region: 98-2986 (962 amino acids)
Biological process (GO): proteolysis; peptide catabolic process
Cellular component (GO): cytoplasm
Molecular function (GO): zinc ion binding; peptide binding; metalloaminopeptidase activity
Source: RefSeq, a predicted model, not a curated record